AUGCUGCACCGAGAAGACUCAUCGAAUCAGUAUACCUCGUUUUACGUUGCUACAGCACCGCCUUCAAAUGCAUCUCCAUGGAAUCAAAAAUCGGAAGAAUGCAAUGCGGCUAAUUGGGCUAAAGAUUCGUUAGCGACCAACACAAUUAACGAGGCGUUAGCACAGACAAUCAAUACAUCCCAUCUGUCUGAAGCUAGUUACAUUAGCGAACCCACGCCUAUGGAAGUCGACGAUGAACUGGAAGCCAAAGAUAGACAGCUUUGUCCCCGUAUAUAUUUUGAUAACGCUGACGAUAAGUUCGGUUGUCCUCAAACAUACGAAGAAGAACUUGAAGUGAAUUCUGAUAAACAAGUUCAAGGUUUUCCAGUGCGCGAUGAAGGAGAAAACGACUUACCGAAUUUCAGACAAGGCUCUUCUUGGUCUUCUUCUUCGUCUGAUUCUUCAUUUGGAUCAAGUGAUAGUUUGGAUCAAUACGAUUGA
Molecule: messenger RNA, 480 nt
Organism: Rodentolepis nana
Lineage: Eukaryota; Metazoa; Platyhelminthes; Cestoda; Cyclophyllidea; Hymenolepididae
Source: the annotation of a GenBank genome assembly